AUGUGGAGCCGGAGUGGAUCGCCGAGGGACACCGGAGGGCCGUCAUCGUCGCCGGAAAGCGAGUUAUGCAAUUGCAAAGGACAUCACAAACUACGCCAAACUGGUGGAAAGGUUCAACAUAUAACCAAAGAAGAGAGUUGGGAAGUAAAAAUAGCAGAGGCUAGGCGAAAUGGUAAAAUUGUUGUGGUUAAAUUUUCUGCAACUUGGUGCAAGAACUGUAAAGAGAUAGCAGCAACCUAUCGCGAUCUUGCUGACAAGUAUCCUUCUUUAGUUUUUCUCUCUGUAGAUGUUGAUGAGAUGACAGAAUUUUGUACAUCAUUUGAUAUUAAAGCCACCCCAACCUUCUAUUUCCUUAGAUCUGGUCAGCCAAUGGAUAAACUAGUAGGAGCCAACAAAGUUGAACUUCGAAGGAAGCUUGCUACCAUUGCUGAAUUAUCGGCAAGGAUGUGAAUUUCAGACUCCCUUCAGAAGUUUUCCUGUAAACGAUGACUUGUAAUUGCAUAAGUUAUGAUGUGGCUUGCUUUCUUGUGCUAUAGAAGGCUUUCCUAUAAUGGUGGGAAUGUGGCUUGCUUUCUUGACUCUUGUUGCUAUAGAAGUCGUUCCCGUAAUUUUGAAAGCUCUUGUACAUGCUUGCUCUAUCAAUUAGGAGAGAAGUGAAGCUUGACGGACUAAACAGAAGUUGAUAUUUCUAUAUGUAUGCUUUGUCAAUAAUAAUAUGAAUGUAAUAGGUGUUGAUCUUUAGAGCAUUCAAAAUGGUGAAUGAUAGAACUUUGUAAACUAGACAAAAUUAAUUAUUUGUUUUGUAGUAGUUUGAACAAAUCAAUGGUAAAUUUUAUUUGUAUACAUAUA
Chenopodium quinoa (quinoa) is the source of this 849-nucleotide messenger RNA. RefSeq names its product thioredoxin H4-1-like. The record is from RefSeq and is a predicted model, not a curated record. NCBI's taxonomy places the organism in Eukaryota, Viridiplantae, Streptophyta, Magnoliopsida, Caryophyllales, Amaranthaceae. Bases 1 to 450 code for a protein of 149 amino acids. The transcript has 4 exons.